AUGAAUUCUGGAGAUUACAACUCCAUAAAUCUUGAUGAAGUUGAAUUCGUCAUCGACGAAACACAAAGUGAUCCAUUCCAGGAUCAUAGUUCAUAUGUAGAGUUUGAAGACAUUUCAACCGAUUUCGGUAAUCCGGAAGGAGGUUUUGCUAGUAGAGAGGACAUGGAUGCUCAUGUAAGAUAUGUUGCUGGCUUGAGGAACGUUACUUUGGCAAUUCGUGAUUCGAAGGGAAAAGACGGCCGACGGCCCAAAGUUCGAUAUUUAUGUAGCCAAGGUGGCGGAUACAGACCAAAAAAGGUUACUGGAACUAGGUCCACUAAAACGACAAAAAAUAAUUGUCCAUUUUGGUUGGACGGAAUGGAGUACCCUGGAGGGCGCUGGUACUUUGAAGUCCGGGAGGGGAGACACAACCAUCCAUUCCCGUCUCAUGCUGUGGGAUCUCGUUUAGGUAAAAUAUCCCCUAUUCAACUUGAAGUUAUUAGGGAGCAAGAGAAUUUUAAUUUAAGCCCGAGUAAUAUGUUGGCGUCCAUGAAAAGGGCUGAUCCGGAGAACAAAUCGUGUCAGAAACAAGUUUACAAUGCUGUCAGUAAGGUGCGUGCCCAGAAAAGAGAAGGUCGGACCCCGAUGAAUAAUUUCAUCCAUUUACUCAGGCAAUUGAACUACAUGUACGACGUUCGGACUGCUGAUGAAUCUUCCGAACUUGGAGAUAUUGUUUUCUGCCACCCGGCUUCUUUUGUGAUGGUGAAUGCAUAUCCGGAAGUCAUGAUGAUUGAUUGUACGUACAACACCAAUGAGUAUGACAUGCCUCUACUAGAAGUGGUCGGUGCAACAAGUACGGACAAAAUGUUCACUAUCGCCUACGCAUUCAUGCGAAAUGAGAGACAAGAAAACUACAGGUUUGUGUUACAGUUUAUCCGUACUUUGUUCGUUAGUCAAGUGACACCUAAUGUCAUUGUAACCUACCGAGAUUACGCCUUGAUGCAUGCUGUCGAGUAUGUUUUCGCGGAAUCCAGACAUCAUUUGUGUCGCCGUCACAUUGAGCAAUGCGUGCUACAACGAGCACUGCAGCAACCUGGUUUUUUAAAAGAGGCGGCAGAAGGAUUUAAAUUUCGUUGGAAUUGGGCGAUAAGUGCACCGACCAUAGAUGACUUUAAUGAUAGAUGGGGACGUCUGGCAGCACAUUACUCGAGUUGGGGAGCAUUGCUGAACUACUGCAUUGACACAUGGAUUAGUCCGCAUUCCCAAAAAAUCCUGUCAGCUUACAUCGACCAUUAUUUUCACUUCGGAAGCUACACAACAAAUAGGGUCAAAGGAGAACAUCAUCGCGUCAAACGACAUUUAGAUGGUGGUCGGUACCCAUUCGAUACCGUACUGGAGAAACUUCACAAGGUGAUGGAAGGCCAAAUCUGUGAGAUUAAGAAAGUAGCGAGAGUUAAUGCUACUAAAUCCAACACAGACACCCUUGGAGAUACGUUGUUUGUUAAUCUGAACAGAUCAAUCACGUUUAAAGCAUUCGGCCUCAUAAGGAAAGAAAUGCAA
This is a messenger RNA of Asparagus officinalis (garden asparagus), 1539 nucleotides long. RefSeq names its product PKS-NRPS hybrid synthetase CHGG_01239-like. Gene Ontology annotation, biological process: regulation of DNA-templated transcription. The transcript has 3 exons. Lineage: Eukaryota; Viridiplantae; Streptophyta; Magnoliopsida; Asparagales; Asparagaceae. The annotation marks the transcript as partial. The record is from RefSeq and is a predicted model, not a curated record.